GUUUGGUCACCCCGCUCUUUCGCCGCCGAAGCUACGCCGUAGAAAGAUCAUUUGCUUGUUAGUUAUGAAGCCUUGAAGCUUGAAUGGAGAGGGGAUUCGUUUUGCUUACCUACUGGUCGAGAGAGAAUGGAACAUGACUCAUAUAUAGUGUGGCAUCGUACUUCUCUGGCGGCGAUGAUGAGUAGAGGUUGGCGGACGGAACGGCAGCCGGGAAUGAGAGAACAAGUUGUAUGCUAAUGAUGGAGGGUGAGAUUUUGU
This is a messenger RNA of Linum tenue, 258 nucleotides long. The record is from the annotation of a GenBank genome assembly. Lineage: Eukaryota; Viridiplantae; Streptophyta; Magnoliopsida; Malpighiales; Linaceae.